Thunnus maccoyii (southern bluefin tuna) is the source of this 5452-nucleotide messenger RNA. RefSeq names its product chromosome 15 C6orf47 homolog (gene c15h6orf47). The record is from RefSeq and is a predicted model, not a curated record. The transcript has 3 exons. NCBI's taxonomy places the organism in Eukaryota, Metazoa, Chordata, Actinopteri, Scombriformes, Scombridae. Bases 852 to 1769 code for a protein of 305 amino acids.
AUAUAACAGAUACAAACGGUCAGCCAUGGUUUUAUUUUGAAGGUUGAAACCGAACCGGUAGUCCGUCGUCUUUGUUCUUGUUAUUAGGUAAACGUUUCAGUAACCUGCUGGCGAACCUUUCUCUGCUGGCUAGCAGUGUCGUCAGCUGGCUGAGGUUGGAAGCUGACUUUAAUUCGAAUGUAAGGGAUGAAAUAUCUUUGCGAGUUUUUAAACCGGCAUCUCGAAGUUACAGAACCCGAUCUGUGUCGAGUUAACAUUCUCUGACGCCAACAAGGAGAGCUAGCAGGCAAACUAACGUUAGCUAACGUUAACGUGAAGGUACGAAGAGUUAAGCAGUGUGAAUCGAGAAACACUGAAAAAAGUUUAAAAAGUUUGUCUAGCAACAACGUUAACUAGCUGACGUCAUUAAGCUGAAGCCUUGCCUUUGGUCAACUCUCUUCAUUUAGUUAGCAAGUGCUAACUUCUGAACGAGGCAACCUAAUGUUGAGUUAUUGAAAGCAACAUUGGUAGCUCCAAAUGUUGCCAAGCUAAUUCAAAGACAUGUAGACCAGAGACGUGCGUUAUCAAUGCUGUCGUUUCAUUUAGGAAACUGUGAGUAAUGUAAAAGGGGGGGUCACCCCUAGGUUCUGUUGAACUGCUGUAACACACCCACAGGUGUGUCUAUGGCUUUAGGACGUCAUUUUGCCCUGGCCUGAAUCCUUGUGAACAAGUAUUACAACUUAAGUGAACUUGCAGUACAUACAUGCUUUUCCAGUAAGCUCACAGGGCUUCCCAGCUAUCAAAAGUCAGAGGAGCAGAGAACCAAGUGUCUUCUGAUCUUAAUUCAACUGCAACAAGCCUGGUGAGAAACCAUGACAGCUGUGGUAGGCAAAGCAUGGGGGUGGGUGCGCUCCUGGGGCAGCAGUCAGUCAGAGAAUACCACUGCAGUGAUAGCCCAGGGCCAGAAGCAUAGCGGCAGCGGUGGGGGCAUCAGAGGGUGGACCUCUUGGAUCUGGGGAGGGUGGAAAUGUAAAAGUGACCAAAGCAGUCCGGUAGAGGAGUACUGGGAGGCACAGGAGAAGCUUCAGCCCAUGGAAAUUGAUGGUCUUGGUGCAGGGAAACAGGAGAGAGAGGCAAACGCAGAACAAAUUUCUAAAUGGUGGAAUAAAUAUCUUCCAACUACCUACCUUUCCUGGCCAGGAAAAACAGAGCCAAGCGGACCAAGACGAAGGAAACAUGAUGGUCAGAGUGGAGAUGUGUGGGAUCGUGAUAUUGACGGGGACUUUUCAGACUAUGGAACGCCUCCUCCAUCACCUACGCCUCCUUCUCAGCUAACGUCUCCUUUUCGAGUCUUUGCGGAAAGCUGGAAGGUGGAAAUUCUACCAGAGCACUAUGACAUCUGCUUCAACUUCCUGCGCCACUUGUUUGACCUGUUUGUAGUGGGCUUCCUGUGGACUGUGUCCCCUCCCACCAAGCUGAUCUUGGAGGUUUUGGGGGUCCAGGGAGCACUGAGGCUGUGGUUACAUGGCAUGGCCAUGUUUUUCGUCUCCACAGUGGGAAUGGCAGGAUUACUCUGGUUGAUCCAGGAGUAUCUCCCUCAGUUUGCUUUGAUCUAUGGCAUUGUGCAGGCAUUGGUGAUCUCUGUCAGUGUGAAACAGAGUGUGAUCCUCGGAAUGGCGGAAGAAAAAGAAGAAAAGAAAGAGGAGGACAGGGAGUCAUGUGAAGUGAAAGACAGUAAGGAACAUAAAGAGAAACUUGUGACUGCGAAGGACAAGAUGAAGACAAGUUAAACUUUAGGUGGUGUAAUGUUGCUGUCUGUUCAGGAGUUCAGCUGCACCGGACCUCUCCAGGUGAUGACAUCACAGCAGCAGGACCACAUAGACACUGUUUUACUACACCACUCUCUUCUGCAGUGUGACUUUAGAAUUGCACAUUCAUUACAAACUCCUAUAAGUUGUACUUAUGUCACUUUAUGUUCAACCUUAUUCAUCUGCAUUAUAUGCACGUCUUUUCUCACUUGACCUUAAUGUUGUCACCAGAAUGUUGACAGUGAUAGCCGGACAAAGUUCAGUAUGGAAAGUAAACUACAGUAAUAAUAUGAUCGGGGUAAGAAAUAAUAGGGACCCGAACAUUCAGGAAAUGCCUGUUAAGUCAAAAAGAGAGAACUCAUUGCAUUUGAUCCUGUUUACAUGUUUUUUUUUCUCAUGAUUCACCAUGAGACAGUCACCUGGUUUGUGACCAGGUGAUAGCCUUUGGUGCUUUUCCUCGAAGAAAAACAGAAUAAAUUUGGCUCAAAUAACCAAACAAGAAGAAGGGGAAAAGAAAUGCAAAAUGACAAACUACUGCAUCAAAUCAACUAAAUAACCAGUAUAAUUAAAAGAAAACAUUGUAGGAGAUUAAAAGAAGCAUUGUUAGAGAACAGAUAGGCUUGCAGUGAGUAUUCAGCAAGGGCACAUAAGUUCAGACAAACCUUAGUGCUACAAAUUCCAUCACGGUGCACCUGAAAGUCAGGUCAAAAGUGUAAGAAAUGCUCUCUGAAGAAACAAAAUUCUUAGUAGGCAUUCAGACCAAAAACAGCCUUUGAAUAGCGUUCAUGUUACAAAGGAAUCCACCAGGACUGUGCAUCUUCAUGUAUGUCAGCAUGUCGUCGGAUAACGUCACGUUGCAGCAAAUGUUGCCUCGCUCAACUUUUUUUGUGGGACGACCCUGUGUGAUUUUGACGGAGCCCUUGUGUUGGGGCCCCUGCUGUGCACUUGGACUGUCCCCGUUCAAAUGAAUGAGAGGACUGCAGACAGUCAGAAUGCAGACUUACUGUGAUCAUGAUACCACAGUAAACACGGAAAUGUCAGAAUAACCACUGUGCUUUAUUAGAGCAAACUGCUCCCACAUUAAUGAGUACAGUAAUGGUUUAGAUGUUGCCUCUGGAAGUGAGUCCAGUGACAACAGAUCAAGAAUUAGACUCUGAAGUAUAUACUGUAUUUAGUGAAUUUUGGAAUCAUAAGUUCUGUCUACGUGAAGUGCAAUUCUACCUAAAGGCUAAAGUAGGUCUGUCUGUAGGGGCGCUUUUGUCAUUUAAUUCAACUGAAGCUUCUAUGUUGGAUGAAGUCAAGCAUGCGUUUCCUGUUUCUGUGUUCUUGAAUGUGUCCAUCAUGUAGGCCAUGUUCAACUUUGACCUGUUAAUUAGGAAUGCACCGAUUGCAAUUUUCUUGGCUGAUUCUGUUUUCCGAUUUUUUACAAGUCUGACCUGCCGAUUCUGAUUUUCUUUCUUUAUAAGAAUUUAAUAAGAAAGAAAGAUUUUCUUUCUUUAUAAAAACUAUAAUUGACAGCAUCCACAAACAUUUUUGUAACUUAAAUGGAAUAUUGAAGUUCAACUUUAUGUUCAUUAACUAUUUAAAUAACCUCUUUAAAAUGGUUCAUGUUCACCACAGUGAUGGUUUUUUUAAGUGUCUGAUUAAGUUAGUUCCAAAUGUUUUCAAGGUUGUUCCUCCGCGGCUUAUUCUGGACUUAAAGGUAUACAAAUUGCGAGCCUUGUGUCUUCACUCAUGCUGAAGAACUGACCAACGACACAUUGUGUGUGUGUGUGUGGCUGUACUGUGUGUGCGCUGUGUAUGCAACGUGCAUGCAACGUGCAUGUUGUGUGUGUUGUCUGUGCCGCAGCAGCUGUAUGUGCAACGUGAACCAUAGUGCAGCUAUGUGCAGAAAAUAUGAUGGGCAAAAAAUCGGAUAUAUGAGACUGAUCAGGGCCGGUCACUGGUCAUGGCUGAUCAGCUGAAAACCGGCUGUUUUUGAUCGGUGGCCAAUCAAUCGGUGCAUUUCUACUGUUAAUUCACACAGUAGACCACUAGAAACUCUGACGCACUGUGUUUGGAAACAGAAGCGGUUAUUCCAGCAGUGUGUCGUCACCUAGUUUUGUACAAUAUUAUAAACUGCAAUAUCGUUCAUACACUGUCUGCAGUCUGUGAUUGCUCUGCUUAUAUCACCCACAUCAAACCUGUGACAUCACAUUCCUCCCCAGGGCGGAGAGGUGGGAGGAGGGUCGAACAACCAGCAACCAACACUGCUGAUGUAUAAAUUAAGACAUCUGUCAUCAAGCACACACACACACUACAAAAUAUGCUGUUAUAUAAGCCAUAACUCUCGUUAACCCAGCAGCAAAUCUCAAAUUGAACCUGUGUAUUUCAGGGUUUUUUUUUCUGGAAGCAGCAACUAUUAUCCAUUAAAGGAACUGGAGUGUAGGACAGUGGCUUCAGCAGUGAUGGUUGCUGCUUGUUCUCAACUAUGACUCAUCAAACUGUCAUCAUUUGUGCUGGUGAAACAGUUUUGUACUUUAUAUAUUUUCACAUAUGGAACUAAAAUGACAGCCCUGUGUGACCUGUGGAACGGAAGAGGCUUUCCUGAAACCUUACCACAUUAAGAUUCUUCAAAUAUGAACAUGACAGUAUCAUUGUUGCUUGUCUUAGGAACUGUCUUGUUUUGAUAUUUUCAAGCAUUGACACAUAAUACCAGCAGCACAUUUUGAUGUUUUUUCUGUACAAACUUGUUUUUUUGCCUUAUAUCAUUUUCUGUGCCAUGAUAAUACUUUUUAUUGUUAAUGUAGGCCACUCUCUUUCUCCACAAGGACUUAUUUUUAUGGAAUUCUCCUUCACCUUUUAGAUCCAAAGGCACAAAUUAGAAGACCAAACAUGUCGUUUGGUUUUUAGUGUGCAGUAGCCUGUUUUGCACUCUACACUUUCAUUGUAUUUAACCACGUUUGACUUGCAUCAGACAUAUUCUCUAAAAAAAAAUAUGGACUUUUAGUUUGCUUACCUGUGUCACAACCUGUAAGAUACGGAAGUCAGAGGUUGACCAUAUUAAAAUGAAAUCACUUGAAAUGUAAUUUUCCAUUUGUGUGCACUUGAUGUAUGACAACAUUAGAAUUAACAAGAGAAUGAAUUCUGGCAGUAAUUAUUCAUUUUCAGACAUGGAAGUUGUAGUUUGAAGUUGUAGUUUUUUGUCUACACAAAUGAGAAAAUGUCAAUUUGAUUAUAUGAUUUCAUUUUAUUACUGGCAGCCAAACAAUGUUUCAACUAUCUUGGGCUUUUUUUUGUUUUGCACCAGAUUUCUAUUAACAAUCCCAAGAAAGUGACGCAAUAUCUACAAGUCUUCAUUGCCUUUUAUUCAUUGUUUGCCUAUAUGGAGCUUUUAUGGCAGUACUAUUGACACUGAUAAUCCCAUAUAAGGGAGCUAUUUUUAUAUGAGCAGCCUAACAAGUGCUGGAUCACUGUUGCUACACACACUCCUAUCCUGCUUCCUUAAAUAAGGAGGACAGAGGUCACAGAUACCUGAUAUGUAAUCAAAACUUGGAAGGAGUAAAGGAAAAAAGUAUCUGCUGUGACCUUUUUCUGUACAUCUCAUUUAUGGCCACCUUAAACCCAACACUACGCUGAGGUUGAAAUGCCCCCACUGGCUCAAUAAAAUGGAUGCUCUUUUAUUA